AUGCUACUUCGAUCCCCAAGCGCGGCACUCCCCUCGCCCCUUAGCCUUGCCAAUGAUAAGCGUCGUUGGGCAGCCAACCGUGCUCCUUCCUCCGCAGUGAGAACCCGGAUUCUCUUCACGGGAACUGCCAGCACGGUCGUCUCCCAAGCUGCUGCUAGCCACCACCACUAUGCCGCUGCUGCCGUCUCCUGUGCCACUGCCGCUGUCUCCCGUGCCGCUGCCGCCGUCUCCUGUGCCACUGCCGCUGUCUCCCGUGCCGCUGCCGCCGUCUCCUGUGCCGCUGGUAACCACCACUGUGCUGCUGCCGCGUUCACAUGCCACAGUGUUGCUGCCGCCCUCGUCCCCAGCAGCAGUGUUGCUGCCGCCCUCACAAGGAGCAGUGAUGCUGCUGCUUAA
Molecule: messenger RNA, 396 nt
Organism: Closterium sp. Yama58-4
Lineage: Eukaryota; Viridiplantae; Streptophyta; Zygnematophyceae; Desmidiales; Closteriaceae
Source: the annotation of a GenBank genome assembly